Molecule: messenger RNA, 2701 nt
Organism: Meloidogyne enterolobii
Lineage: Eukaryota; Metazoa; Nematoda; Chromadorea; Rhabditida; Meloidogynidae
Source: the annotation of a GenBank genome assembly
UGGCUACGCCUUUGCUUCACAUCACAGCUAUGUCGAAAUUUUGAUUUUUCAUUCUUUUCGUUUUUCGAAUCUAGACAAUUUUUUGUUGUUUUUCGACAAUUUUAUUUUUUUUCUUCAAAUUUUGAACAUUUUUUUCAUAUUUUUCGACUCACAAUCAGUCAGCCUAUUUCACGUUAAAGCGUUAAAAUAAUUUUUUAUAACCCCUAUAUCCCUUGUAUUUUUCAUGUUUGCCUAUUUUUAUUGCCCAUUUUGAAUGGGCUUUGAAUGGCUUUUAGAUUCAUUACCUCCAUUAAUAACAACAUUAGAACAAUAUAAAGAAUAUGAUCGUCAUAUAUUAAAAUAUCCUAACCAAAUUGGUAUGCCUGAUAAUCCUGGUUAUGCUGAAUUUUCGAAUAAAAAUGUUAAAGUUGGAGAAUAUAAGCUUGAUUUUAUGAUUGAUUUUUAUGAUGAAUUGGAAACUAAUAGAGGCGAUUUUAUUGAAGAAGAAUUCUUUUUUGCUCCAACAAUGGAUGAAAUUUGCCAAUUUGUUGAUUUGGAUAUGCUUGAAAGUUUUGAUGAUGAUAGCCUUUCUACUAUACCUUCUGAUUCUUUUGAAAUUAAAUUUGGAACUGAUUUUGCUGAUAAAAUUAGAGAAAUGAGUUUUAUUGACUGGACAAAUCUUUCUAUUGAAAAUAUUGCUGAUAAAGGGAAACUUGUACGUUCUGCUUUGUUACCUGGAGGAAGUGGACCAGAAGUUGAAGUUCCUAUAGAUCCACAUUGGUCUAGAUUUGAGAAAGAGGAAGUUAACCCACUAGAACGUGAAGUUGAAGUAAUUAUUGAUUAUGAUCCAACAAUAACUUUGCGUGAAGAUAUGCUUAAAAAAUUACAAAAAUUAUUGGGAAUAGGAGAAAUAUCAGCAGUUGAAUUAGAAACACCUCCACAAACCCCAGCAUCACCACCACCACAACAAACACAAUUAACAACAAAUUCUAAUAAUUUAUUAAGUGGAAAUGUUGAAAAUACUAGAAAUUUGAAUGAAAAAAAUGUUUCUUUAAUUAUUUGUAAAAAAUGUGAAAAUGUGUUGACACCAGAAAAGAGACCAAUUGAAGAAUUUGCUGUAAAUUUGGGAUUGUCUAAUGAAAAGUCUGCAAUAAUUACUUUUUGUUCAAUGCCAUGUUACUUUACCUUUCUUGCUGAUAAACGAAUUCCUUCAACUGUUGAAUUAUUAGGGAUGGCUGAACGUUGUGUAAAUGAGGAAACCUUGGAAAUUUUACGUCAAGCAAGUGUUGAUAAUUUUGCGAAGAAAAUAAAUAAUGGAGGUGGAGAUCAACAGGGAGGUGGAGGAGGUACUGAAGAAAAUUGUGGAGAAUUAUUGGACUUAAAUUUGCCGAGAGAAUUACGUUUAAAAUGUUCAGAAUUGACAACUUUAAUUCAAGCAGAAAAAGAUAAAAAAGAAAAGAAUUUGGCGAAUAAAAAAAAUUUUAAAUGGAGAGGACAUGGAUGGACUAGAUGUGAUGUUGAAUUAAUUAAUUCUUUUAAUAAACAACAAGAGGAAAUUAAAAAGAAAAUAGAUUCAAUCUACCUUAGAACAGCAAAUAAAAAAUAUGAAAUUCUUCGAAAUGAAGAUACUAGAUUUUGUGCUUUUUGUGGAGAAUUAGGUGAUGGUGAUCAAGAAUUGACUGGACGUUUAUUAAAUUUGGAUGCUAAUGAAUGGGUACAUGUAAAUUGUGCUUUGUGGUCAGCUGAAGUACAUGUUACUGAAGAGGGUGCAUUAAUUAACGUGGAUGUUGCUUUACGUAAAGCACAAAAAGUUGAUUGUAAAAUUUGUAAUAAAAAAGGAGCAUCAAUACGUUGUUAUAAAUUGGAUUGUAUAAAUAAAGAUUUUGCUUUUCAUUUGCGUUGUGCUAAAAAAUGUAAUGGACAUUUUUUAAAAGACAAGACUUUCUUUUGUCCAAAUCAUGAAAUUCGACAAGAUUUUUUAAUUGCUCAUUUUGAUGCUUUAAAAAGAAUUUUUAUCCAACGAGAAGAAAAUUCAUUACUUUCAAAAAUAUUUAAUCAUUCAUAUUCUACAGAAAUGUUGAUGCGUGUUGGUUCACUUAUUUUUCACAAAAUUGGCCAAUUAUUACCUGAACAACUCAAAGCUUUUACUACUUCAGAUUAUAUAUUUCCGAUUGGCUAUAAAGUAACACGUAUAUUUUGGUCAAUUUCUGAAAUUUAUGAAAAUGAUAAAAUGUUUUAUGAAUGUUUAAUAACUGAAAAUGAAGGAAAACCUAAUUUUAUUGUAAAAAUAUUAUCGAAGAAUAAAGAAGAAGAGAAGAAAUUUUCUGGAGAAGAGCCAACAAAAAGUUGGGAGGAAAUACAAGAAUUAAUUUGUAAAUUACGUGAAAAUACUAAAGGAAAAAAUUUACGUUUUUUUCCGAAACAAUUAAGUGGAGAAGUUUUGUUUGGAUUUACAGAACCGGCAAUUAGUAAAAUGCUUGAAUCGUUACCUGGUAUUGACCAAAUUUAUACUUAUACUUUUAAACAUGGAGGAACUCCAUUAAUGGAUUUGCCUCUAGCAGAAAACCCUUCUGGCUGUGCUCGUUGUGAACCAUGUUUUCGAACUUUGGUUAAACGGAAACACAAACCUAUCAUUAGCAAUUCACCAAAUAAACUGGAUGAAAAAUCAACAUUUUCUUCUGAUUCUGUAGUUUCUAGAGAAGGGAGAGGUAAGAAUAGAUGA